UCUGCCCUGUUGUUUUUAUUAAAACAUGCCCAGCCUUUUCCAAGACAACCAAGAGGGCCUUCAGAAACACUGUUCCAGGUCAUCUACGUGGAAGAAGUUUUUGCCCUUGUUUAGGGCUGAAGGAUAUAAUGCAACCAUCCACCGAACCCCAGAACAUGAAGAGGACACCAAAGCUGUGCAUGACUUCAAGGCCUUCCCGCUUCGGCCUUCGCAGCUUCCAGGCUCGCCCGCUGGACCGAAGCUGCCUGGACUCCUUUCUAGCUGGCUCUCCGGCCUCGCGCGGCUCUUCGCUCACCAUCUCCUGCGACCCCCUCUGGAGGCUCCCCAGCGACGUCUGGACUUCUCCCCUUUGCUCCCCGCCUUGCCAGCGGCCGGGCUCUUGAGGGGGCACGCGGAACGGCCGGGCCGCCUCUCGUUCCUGCUUGGGGCAGCGCUGGCACUGCCCAGCCGACCCCCAGGCCCACCUGCCCGCUGGGUCGCCGAGCCCCGGGAAGAGGACGCCCGCACCCGGCAGAGCUCGCCGGUGCCGCCUAUGGGAUCAGAACGGAUGGAGAUGCGAAAACGGCAGAUGUCUGCAGCCCAGGAGACACCAGGCGCCACUCCAAGCCAGCACAUAGGGGGAAAUCAUGGAUCAAAUGCCUGCUGCUUCUGCUGGUGCUGCUGCUGUAGCUGCUCUUGCCUCACUGUCAGAAACCAAGAAGAUCAGAGACUCAGGAGGGCUUCCCACGACCUGAGAACAGAGGGCACCCCAACCUGUGAAGAAAGCAUGACCCCCACUCUGGAAGAAGUCAGCACCUGGGCCCAGUCCUUUGACAAGUUAAUGAUCACUCCAGCAGGAAGAAAUGCAUUCCGUGAGUUCCUUCGGACAGAAUUCAGUGAAGAAAAUAUGCUUUUCUGGAUGGCCUGUGAGGAACUGAAAAAAGAAGCCAAUAAAAACAUGAUUGAAGAGAAAGCAAGGAUAAUAUAUGAAGACUACAUUUCUAUUCUUUCUCCUAAAGAGGUCAGCUUAGACUCCCGAGUAAGAGAAGUCAUCAACAGAAACAUGUUGGAACCAUCCCAGCACAUAUUUGAUGAUGCACAACUUCAGAUUUACACUCUAAUGCACAGAGACUCAUACCCCCGGUUUAUGAACUCUACUGUCUAUAAGGACUUGCUCCAGUCCUUAUCUGAGAAAUCCACUGAGGCAUAG
Loxodonta africana (African savanna elephant) is the source of this 1189-nucleotide messenger RNA. It is a transcript of the gene RGS20, whose product is annotated as regulator of G protein signaling 20. The transcript is spliced from 6 exons. Bases 26 to 1189 code for a protein of 387 amino acids. The record is from RefSeq and is a predicted model, not a curated record. NCBI's taxonomy places the organism in Eukaryota, Metazoa, Chordata, Mammalia, Proboscidea, Elephantidae.